Messenger RNA from Myxozyma melibiosi, 905 nucleotides. RefSeq names its product peptidyl-tRNA hydrolase. Gene Ontology annotation, molecular function: peptidyl-tRNA hydrolase activity. NCBI's taxonomy places the organism in Eukaryota, Fungi, Ascomycota, Lipomycetes, Lipomycetales, Lipomycetaceae. The transcript has 3 exons. The record is from RefSeq and is a predicted model, not a curated record. Bases 187 to 807 code for a protein of 206 amino acids.
GAUUGCGGUGAGAAGCAGGGCGGGAGGAGAGCAAGAAUCCGGAAAGAUCACGUGCUCAAAUGUGCAGCGCGCGCGUAGAUUUCAGACCGGCAAAAGUCGUCGACGCGAUUUAUCUUCUGUCGAGGCCGCGUUCAGUAGUUGAGCAGACUGCUUUGUUUGCACACGACCACGACUACGGCAGGAAAGAUGUCGGCUCAGAUACCAAGCAGUAGGCUGUUGGUCUGUUCGUUAGGCAACCCCGGGGCCAGGUAUGCGAGGACCCGCCAUUCAGUGGGCCAUAUCAUGCUCAACCAGUUAAUAUCUGACCACCAGAGGACUUUGGGGAACAAGCCUUUGUCCGUCCCUGGCUUGAACGGAGAGCUUUAUAGAGGUAAAUCGCUGCUGAAUCGAGAUGCUACGAAUCCGAUUGCGCUGUUCAAAAAUGGGACGCUCAUGAACGCGAGCGGAGCACACGUACUGCGGGCAUGGAAAUGGGCGAGUUCAGCGUUAGGAAAGGACACAAAGCUGGUGUUGCUCCAUGACGACUUGGAAAUGGAAGUCGGCAGUGUCCAGGCAAGAAGUGAUCGCAAGCAUCAUGGCCACAACGGAAUCAAAAGCGUUAGAGACUAUUUCGAUGGCCCUUUUUACAACAUCCGAAUAGGCAUCGGUAGGCCUGAUUCACGAGCCUCGGACGAUGUCGCCUAUUAUGUUCUCGGCAAUAUUCCCCCGCGUGAUCUCGAUACUUUGAAAGAAGAAGCGUAUCCCAAGAUCUGGGAAUUACUCCAGGCAAUAGAAGAAAACAAGCUGGAAGGUACGGUGAAGAAGUAAAUAUCUGGGUGUUUGUAUGAAUAUCAUGUACAUAGAAUGAAUAAAUGUAGAGCGGUGCAUAUUUAAGACUCUGUGCUCUCCGGCACCGCGGGAUCCGG